Molecule: messenger RNA, 1035 nt
Organism: Panicum hallii
Lineage: Eukaryota; Viridiplantae; Streptophyta; Magnoliopsida; Poales; Poaceae
Product: peroxidase 2-like
Exons: 2
Coding region: 1-990 (329 amino acids)
Biological process (GO): response to oxidative stress; hydrogen peroxide catabolic process
Cellular component (GO): plasmodesma; plant-type cell wall
Molecular function (GO): peroxidase activity; heme binding
Source: RefSeq, a predicted model, not a curated record
AUGGCGAUGGCGACACCGUUGACAUGCAAGACCAUGCUGCUCAUGGCGUUCGUCGUGGCUGCUGCCCUGAGCACGGCGUCGCUGGCGCAGUCACCGCUGCAGAACAACUUCUACGGCUCGUCCUGCCCGCAGGCUGAGGCGACGGUGCGCAACGUCACCGAGGGGAUCAUCAGGAACGACCCCACCAUGGGCGCCGCCUUCAUGCGCCUCUUCUUCCACGACUGCUUUGUCAGGGGCUGCGACGCUUCCAUUCUGCUCGACCCGACCAGCAACAACACGCAGGUGGAGAAGAAGGCGAUCGCGCUGCGCGGGUACGACGCCGUGAGCAAGAUCAAGGCCGCCGUGGAGUCCGUAUGCCCCGGCGUGGUCUCCUGCGCCGACAUCCUCGCCUUCGCGGCGCGUGACUCGGCGGUCGUCUCCGGCGGCUUCGCCAGCUUCGCCAUGCCCUCGGGCCGCCGCGACGGGGUCGUCUCCAACUUCAUCGAGGUGCUCCAGAACAUCCCGUCCCCGAUCUUCAAGCUCCAGGAGCUCAUCAGCAACUUCGCCGCCAAGGGCCUCAGCGUCGACGACCUCGUCACGCUCUCCGCCGCGCACUCCUUCGGCCAGGCGCACUGCUCCUUCGUCAACGGCCGCCUCUACCCGACCGUAGACCCGACGAUGAACGGCACCUACGCCGCCGCUCUGAAGACCGUGUGCCCGGCGCCGGGCAGCGGCGGCGGCGACCCGGUGCUGAACAACAACCGCGUGACGGACCCGAACGUGCUGAGCAACCAGUACUACGGCAACCUGGUGACCGGGCAGGUGCUCUUCGUGUCGGACCAGCAGCUCAUGAACAGCAGCUACACGGCGGCCAAGGUGGCCAACAACUCCGGCGAUGCCGCCACGUGGAUGGGGCAGUUCGCGGCGGCGCUCGUGAAGAUGGGCGGCAUCCAGGUGCUCACCGGGACGGCCGGCCAGGUCAGGAAGUACUGCAACGUCGUCAAUAGCUAGCUGAUUAAGCCAGACACCGAGCUGCUACCACUGCAUCUCAUGCAU